AUGGCAUCAAACCCUGGCAGUGCCAUCGACAGCAAUGCAGACAAGGACAGCCCGAAGCCGAAGAAACAAGUCUCCGAUAAAGCGAAGGCCGCCAGCAAGAACGAUGUGUCUAUGAUCGUACUUGCAGGAGAAAGCAACUGCACGGUGCCGAUCUACGAGACAUGCGACGACACGCGCACCAAGAUCAACCGGUACAUGCGGGAGACGACCGGGGCGACAAACGCCGGAUUCGUGCGCAUGGUUAACACUGCCGCGGACGCAGGUGGCAGCUUCCGGCCUGCCACACCGCGCCAUCUGACUGCAUUCCUAAAGGGCAAGGGUCCAACCAAAGGCUGCGAGAACCCGGUCUUCUACGCCGCGUACGUCUUCUUCGAGAAACUGCGCAUCAAGGAAGGGAAGCCGAAGAGUAAGAAGCGCGACGAGAUGGAGGGCGUUUGGAAGGAGGCCGGCAUGGAGCUGAUCGACAUUUCGGUUAGAGGCGUGUGGACGGAGAAUGGGAAGACCCCAUAUGAGGAUAAAUACGUUCUGGAGGGAGGAGGCACAGUGUAG
Messenger RNA from Exophiala aquamarina CBS 119918, 549 nucleotides. RefSeq lists its product as uncharacterized. Lineage: Eukaryota; Fungi; Ascomycota; Eurotiomycetes; Chaetothyriales; Herpotrichiellaceae. The transcript is spliced from 2 exons. Bases 1 to 549 code for a protein of 182 amino acids. The record is from RefSeq and is a predicted model, not a curated record.